GCAGACAGUACAGGAGAUGACCAGAGACUGCGGACACAGUACAGGAGAUGACCAGAGACUGCGGACACAGUACAGGAGAUGACCAGAGACUGCGGACACAGUACAGGAGAUGACCAGAGACUGCGGACACAGUACAGGAGAUGACCAGAGACUGCGGACACAGUACAGGAGAUGACCAGAGACUGCGGACAGUACAGGAGAUGACCAGAGACUGCGGACACAGUGCAGGGGAUGACCAGAGACUGCGGACCCAGUGCAGG
Staurois parvus is the source of this 260-nucleotide messenger RNA. Lineage: Eukaryota; Metazoa; Chordata; Amphibia; Anura; Ranidae. The record is from the annotation of a GenBank genome assembly.